Molecule: messenger RNA, 3897 nt
Organism: Leptinotarsa decemlineata (Colorado potato beetle)
Lineage: Eukaryota; Metazoa; Arthropoda; Insecta; Coleoptera; Chrysomelidae
Gene: Baldspot
Product: elongation of very long chain fatty acids protein baldspot
Biological process (GO): very long-chain fatty acid biosynthetic process; fatty acid elongation, saturated fatty acid; fatty acid elongation, monounsaturated fatty acid
Cellular component (GO): endoplasmic reticulum membrane
Molecular function (GO): fatty acid elongase activity
Source: RefSeq, a predicted model, not a curated record
GUGACUGAAAUAUAGAGAAAAUCUAGUAAUUUUAGAUGAAUAUUAUUUGAUACUUCAGUUAUUGAUAGUUGCAAUUUUCGUUUACGGUUCAUCUUUUUGCGAGAAUGCCUAACGCAAGCGCGAGUGUAGCAGUCUUCGUCAUUCACAUUGGGCGUAUACUUAAUAAGCGGCGCGGCAGUGAGGUGUUCCAGGUCCAAUCUUCGCCUUUGCUUUAUAAGUCGACCGUCAAAGGUAGAGAGCUUUAAUUCGCGUCGAAAGUGGGCCGGUGCCGAUUUAAUCAUAAGUGAGAGUAUACUACCAACGAAAUGCAAGAAUACACUCAAGUUACCAUGCCAAAUUAUUCCUAUAUUUUCAACUUUGAAUCGGAUUUCAUCCACCAAAAAACUCGCACAUGGAUGCAAGAUAACUGGACUCUGGGAUUUUAUUAUGUGGGAAUUUAUAUGAUUCUCAUCUUCGGCGGCCAAUACAUCAUGCAAAGUCGACAGAAAUUCGAACUAAGAGGCGUCUUGGUACUCUGGAACACCUUACUGGCCUGUUUCAGCAUCAUGGGAGCUAGUAGGACUGUUCCCGAAUUCUUACACACUCUUUCACAUCAUGGUCUAUACCACUCAGUAUGUAUUCCUUCAUUCAUUGAGCAAGAUAAAGUUUCGGGUUUCUGGACCUGGAUGUUUGUCCUAAGCAAGCUUCCUGAACUAGGCGAUACCAUCUUUAUAGUUCUUCGGAAGCAGCCACUAAUAUUUCUCCAUUGGUAUCACCAUAUAACUGUUUUGCUGUACUCAUGGUUCAGCUACACCGAGUAUACAGCUAGUGCAAGAUGGUUCAUUGUUAUGAAUUAUUGUGUCCAUUCUGUGAUGUAUUCCUACUAUGCUUUGAGAGCUAUGAGGUAUAACCCUCCCAGGCAGAUAGCCAUGGUUAUUACUUCGUUACAGUUAUUACAGAUGAUCAUUGGGUGCGCUGUGAAUUUAUGGGCUAGACAGCUACUGCAGCAGCAGCAAGAGUGCCACAUUUCACCCAUAAAUAUCAAACUUUCUAUUGCCAUGUACCUCAGUUAUUUUGUCCUGUUUGCUAGGUUUUUCUACAAAGCCUAUAUGUCUGGUGAUAGGAGAUCAAAAGCUAGGACUGCUCCUGUAACAGCCGACUAUCCGUUGUUGAAAUCCAAAGUGCUAUAAAUUGUUUCUUGUAGAGCUAUGGGACAUUUUAGAUGACCAUUACUUUUGCCGAGCUUGGUUCGUAAGAAAUAUUAUAUCUUAACCGAGUUUUGUUAUGAAAGUGGACCUGUGACAAGGUUUGGGAAAAAUAUUGGUGAAAUUUUAAAAAGAUGAUUGAGAAAAACUGUUUCCUCAAUAUAAUGUAUACAAAAAUCUAUUACUCGAUUAACUUCUAGAGUGGGUCAAUAUCUAAUACUCAUAAAGUGAAAUUGUGAUGGUCAUUUAGUAUUCCUUCCAUUUCCAUAAGUUUCACAAAACUUUCACAUGCUAUAUCAAUCAAUGAAUUAAAAAUAAUAAUAUCUUAAUCUUUCAUUGAAUUUAAGAAAUCAAGAGAUAUGAAACAGUGUUUUUCACUUAAGUCAACAGAAUUUUUCCCUACAUGUUGCAUGAGUGCAACAGUACCUGGCAUUAAUUUUUUUAUAUUAUUAUGUUUAACAAAAUAGUGAAAUUUCAUGAAAAAAAAAUGAUUCAGUUUUAUCGAAAAAGAAAUUAUUGAAUGAGUUGAAUAGUUAAUAUGUAUAUAUUUGUUAGUGUAUUAUCUCAAAGAAAAUACAAUUGUUUUUCUACAGUAUUUCACCUUUUCAGGAGGUGGAAGGUGAUGAGUUAGUGAAGAUGAGCUUUACUUACAAACAUUAAUACAUUAAUUUAUAUUGAAGACCACAUUAAAUUAGAUGUAAUUUGUAGUUAUCAGUUAGUAACUAUUACUUGUGUAUGAGAGAUUUCAUACAAAUAUAAAACUGUCAAAAAAAGUAAAAGAGAAAAAUGUUCAUGAUUUUUUUCUGAAAUAUUUGAUAAAAUUAUGCCGAUUUUAUUCGUUCUUUAUUAACUUUUUUCAACAGUCUUCAGCUUAUUUUUCCCAAAGCCUUUGCCAAAGUCCUAGUUCUGGUAAUUAUAUACAAAAUGAUUUGAAAUUUAUUCACCUGUUUGGUAUAUGAAAUUUUUUUUCAAUUUUCAUAUAUGUGAUAUCUGUUGCACUCUAAGUGGUAUCGCAAAACAAUUAAGGUGAACCUGAAGUUACAUCCUUAAGUGCCUACAUAACUAAAGUUUUCUCAAAGUUUCAGUUCAUGAUGUUUUUUAUAUUCAUAUAUUUUUUCAUCACAUACAAUUCAUUCAUUGAUUUUAGGAAAUGUGAAAAAGUCACUGAAUAUAUGUUUUAUUAUAUAUCACUGUACUUGGUAGAUUGACGAGUUUUUACUAUUUCUACAUUAUAAUAAUAAUUCCAUGUUACUUACUCCUUUUAAUACACCAUAUUUUUAAUAUAAAUCAUUUUAAUAAACUUUGUCAAUGAGCAUUUGAUCGACAAUGUGAUAAUUAAUAUUUUUGUAUUGCCUUAGAGUGUUUGAAUUUUGUCAGAACUAUAUAAUAGCAACACAACUAGGACAUUUUUUUCUUCAUGUUACUUUAGCAUUUUUGCAGCAUUCGUUAAUGUAUUUGUAGAAAACUUUUUUGAAUUGGGAUUCUAUGUUUGGAAGGUUGUAAGAGGAUAGACGCAAAAAAUUUUAACAUAUAGGUAUUUUCAUAUUUACUGAAAAAAAAUUUGUUGAAGAAAUUCCUGAAAAAGUUAUUCAAUAUUUUCUAAGUUGGUUCUAGGGCAGAAAGUCUUUAAGUUGUGCAAAAUGAAAAUAUGUUUUAUUUUUCAUAGUUUUCCUGUGUUAAAGUCAUCUAUUUUUUCUUAUAUUUUACUAGCCCAUACCUAAUUUAUUUAUUAAUAUAUGGAUUCCAAUUGUCUUUCUGUGUUGAAUAUUCAUCUCAGUUUUUCCAUAGCAUUCUUUUUUUUUUUUUGGAAAUUAUGAUAUGGCUUUGCACAUCAUUUGUCAUGAAAAAUUAAUCACAAAUAACUACAUUAUUGAGACGGAAAAUUCAGUUUAUUUACUAUUUUAGGUAUUUUUGAAAUCUUUAUCCCAAAAAAACAAGAUUGAAAAUGUCUUCUCAUUGAAGACAUUUGUAACUUUACAGAAAAUACCCAUUUACUUAAUGUCAUUUCAACGAUAUCUCAUUAAAUAAAAACCAAUUCAUUAUAGAAUUUUAUUUAUAUAUUUCAUAAAAUUCUGAAUUGAUUAUUUACAUUAUGGGUUCAAGUAGUACAUGUCCUUUCAACGAUGUUUUAUCUCUCCUUUUCUACCCAGUAUUUCAAACCAUAAUUAAGGUCAAUCAGGUUGAAACCAAUUUGUGUUCACAUGUUUAUUAUUCUUGUUGGAUUCAUGUACUCAAAAUAAAAAUGGAAUAAACAACUAAAAGCCAAAAUAAAAUAGUUAACCUUCCAAAGGAUAAAAAAAACAUAGCAAUGUCAGUGAACAAUUGAAUGUCACAAAUGAAUUUAAUUAUAUGCUCUUAUUGUUUUCAUUUUUGAAUCUCCUGUGAAUUUUGACACAAUUCAGAUAUUUUUCAAGCUUUGAUAAUAAUUAUAUUGAUAAAUAUAAAUCAAUUUCCAAUUUUCAAUAAUGAUAUUUUAUUGGCACAUAUAUGAAGUGAACAAAUUGUUUUGUGAUAUUUACUGGUUAUCAUUACUUAUUUUAUUACCAUGGGGUCUUUUAAAUGAAACUAGUCAUUAAUGGUUAUGUUAGAUAUUUACUUUUUGAUUUGUCUUUUGAAAGUUUGUUAUAUUUUAGGAAACUAUAUUUUUCUGUUGAACUAAAAUGAAAUUAUGUAAAGUUGGGAGAAAAAUUACAAACGUUUGUACAGUUUUCAA